AUGUCUACAGGAACCCCAUCAGGAACGGCGCAGGCUCAGGCCACAGCAGAUGCCAACGCUCCUUCAUUCUCAUCCAUUGGGAUCAAGAGGACAAACAUUGAAUCUGCACCUGGUGUGAAUCUCUCCGAACAGCAGAAAGUGAUUGUUGGAUCUGUCCUUGAUCUUUUCGAGGGCAACCCAACGCUCAAGCACUUCAGCUUGUGGAACAAGGACGCCACCUUCACAGACAACAUCACCGUCGCAGCCGGCUACGCCAAGUACACGGCACAAUUCUACGGCCUCCCGGCACUGUUCAAGCCCAUCCAACUGCAGUCGCACAACGUCAAGUCGGCGGGCAAUCCCAUCGAGAUGGACAUGAGCAACAAGUACGUUGUGAAGGGCAUCAACCAGGAGAAGGUCAUGAACUCGGUCGUGCGAAUCCACGUCGGCCAGGACGGCAAGAUCGACAAGGUGGAGGACCGGUGGAACGGGGACCUGCCCUCCGGCGCUAUCAGUGAUGUGAGUGUUGAUCCUCGAAAAUGGUCCCUCAGCCCGUUCGCCGCCGUGCGCUGGGCUGUCCGGACCGGUGGCGAUUUCGCCUGGUGGGCUUUCUGCACGUUCAGCUGGUGGUCGCCUUUCCUGGCUUUCCGUAAGCUGAAUGCUGUGACAGUGCCCACGUUCGUCACGGUGCCCAAGAACGAGGAAGAGGAUAUGAAAAUGAAAGCUGAGCGGGAGAAGGAGUAG
Molecule: messenger RNA, 723 nt
Organism: Diaporthe amygdali
Lineage: Eukaryota; Fungi; Ascomycota; Sordariomycetes; Diaporthales; Diaporthaceae
Exons: 3
Coding region: 1-723 (240 amino acids)
Source: RefSeq, a predicted model, not a curated record